AACAGUUCAUAAGGGAAAGAAAGGUAGAGAUUUGAUCAUUAUCAAUGGCUUCCAACGGACAAGAGAAGCAGCAAGGUGAAGCUGGAAGGCACCAAGAGGUUGGGCACAAGAGCCUCCUGCAGAGCGAUGCUCUGUACCAGUAUAUUCUGGAAACGAGUGUGUACCCAAGAGAACCAGAAUCCAUGAAGGAGCUGAGAGAGAUUACAGCAAAGCACCCCUGGAACAUAAUGACAACAUCAGCAGACGAAGGGCAAUUCCUGAACAUGUUGCUGAAACUGAUCAACGCCAAGAACACCAUGGAGAUUGGGGUAUACACCGGCUACUCCCUGCUCGCCACCGCCCUGGCUCUCCCCGACGACGGCAAGAUACUGGCGAUGGACAUUAACAGGGAAAACUACGAAUUGGGUCGGCCCACAUUGGAAAAGGCUGGUGUGGCCCACAAAGUGGACUUUAGAGAAGGCCCAGCACUUCCUGUUCUCGACGAGCUCGUCAAAGACGAGAAGAAUCAUGGCAGCUUCGAUUUCAUAUUCGUGGAUGCCGACAAGGACAACUACCUCAAUUAUCACGAGAGGCUCAUACAACUUGUGAAGGUCGGCGGUGUGAUCGGCUACGACAACACCUUAUGGAACGGCUCUGUCGUGGCGCCGCCCGAUGCGCCCUUAAGGAAGUACGUUAUGUAUUAUAGAGAGUUUGUGCUGGAGCUCAACAAGGCUCUCGCUGUCGACCCUAGGAUCGAGAUUUGCAUGCUUCCUGUUGGUGAUGGAAUCACUCUCUGCCGUCGGAUCAAAUGAAGAGUCCAUUGAUCAUCACUAAUCUUAAGUUCUAAAGUAUAUGUCUUCUGUCUUUCUCUGUGUAACUUUUACUUUUGUUCAUACGGUGGGAAAUGAAUGAAACGAGUAAUGUGUUUUGUAAUAAUAUGAAUAUUAUAAAGAAAAUCAUUUUAUUAUUUGAUCUUGAAGUUUGAUA
Neltuma alba is the source of this 966-nucleotide messenger RNA. Its product is annotated as caffeoyl-CoA O-methyltransferase. The record is from RefSeq and is a predicted model, not a curated record. NCBI's taxonomy places the organism in Eukaryota, Viridiplantae, Streptophyta, Magnoliopsida, Fabales, Fabaceae. The transcript is spliced from 5 exons. Gene Ontology annotation, molecular function: S-adenosylmethionine-dependent methyltransferase activity; O-methyltransferase activity. Bases 45 to 791 code for a protein of 248 amino acids.